AUGGCACGGCGCACGGAGUCAAUCAUGCAUCAGCUUGUCCUGGCACUUUACAUGGCAUCAGCUGUCAUAGUUGCAUUAGAUACAACCACACAAUCCAGCACUGCUACAACCGAAGUAUCAACAACCUAUUCUUCUCAAACCACCCUCUCAAAAACACACGUUACGACCUCAGCAAGUGGUUCAACCACUACGAGCACCAUCCCACCAAUGACUCCAACACCCAGUAGCACAACGCAUCACACAACACAUUCUACAGUGGAAACAACAAUGACUGGACAAGUUGAAAAUACAACAGCUGGACCAUCUUCUACCCCCGAGUCAUCAUCAUCAACACCCACCCUAAAAACAACCACUCACGAUGAAUCCACAGUGGCUUCUACAAAAAUUCCUCUUACAUCUGUUGUUACUGGGUCUUCAGCUCACACCACAAGCAGUAUUAGCCCCAGCACCAAUAAUACUACACCAUCUACACAUACCUCACCAGCUCAAGCAACCAGCACCAACCCAUCAAUCGUAACACCUGGGCAUGGUCUCACGAGUUCUGGAGCUAUUACGACCUCUGAACCAGCUAUUUCAAGCCCAACCACCAGCUCAGAAACAACCGCUAACAAAGGGACUUCUAAUCACAAAGAACUUUCAACCUUCACCGCGAGCACCAUCAGCCCCAGCACCAAUGCUUCAACUCUGCUUCCAAACAUCACUUCAACUCAACCGAGCAACAAAACUACAACACAGAACUUUAUAACAACCCAACCAAGCAAUGGAAAUACUACACUGAAUUUUACCCCGGAUUCACCAAGCACGGAAUCUGCAACGUUCAACCUUAACAUGUCAUCGCCUUCCACCAGUCCAACCAUUACACCAAACGUUACCACGGCACAACUAAGCAAUGGCACUACAACAAUAAGCUUCGACACAUCACAACCAAUCAGUACAAUAAAUACGCCAAACUCUACCAUCAUCACACAACCAAGCAAGGCAACAACUCUGAACUUUACCGCGACACAACCAGACCAUGAAACUACCACACCAAACUUCACCACAGCCUCGCCAAGCAAAGAAUCUACAGUGGUGACAUCACCAAGCAACAUAACUACUGCACCCAACACCACCAUAACUACUGCACCUGAGACUACAACACCACCAACAACAUAA
Trichomycterus rosablanca is the source of this 1155-nucleotide messenger RNA. Its product is annotated as mucin-2-like. The record is from RefSeq and is a predicted model, not a curated record. The coding region runs from base 1 to 1155 and encodes 384 amino acids. NCBI's taxonomy places the organism in Eukaryota, Metazoa, Chordata, Actinopteri, Siluriformes, Trichomycteridae. The transcript has 4 exons.